AUGUCUGGAGUGGUCAAGUGUCUUCAAGUUUUUGUCUCCUUGCUCUGCAUUAUUCAGCUGGCCCUAGGUAUCGCAUUUCUGGUUUUGGGUGGGAUUAGUUUCGGUAAAUCCGGUGGCAAUACGGAAACGAGGUCAUCCGCCAUCUUCUUGUUGGUGGUCGGUAGCAUCAUCGUCCUUGUGGCCCUUUUCGGUCUUUUUGGCGCCAUUUCUAAAAAUAGAUGUCUCCUUAUUAUCGCAACUGAUCAAGUGAGUAAAAAAUUCAACGAGUCCAUGUUCAAUUAUAAGACGGACUCUGCUAGUACCCUCUACAUCAAUGCCAUGCAGAAUGGCUUCGAGUGCUGUGGCUACAACGACUUCAACGAUUGGAGGAAGGUUCCUUCGUUUGCUCCAACCGAGCUACCGACGAGCUGCUGCAAGAAUUCAACCGGAACCACGAAGUAUUGUGACGUCAACCUGAAUAAAGAUCUGGUGUAUCAGAAGCUCAUCACAUUAAUCCUGGCUUCUGUACUGACGGACAAAAUCCGAGGCGAGCAAUAG
Molecule: messenger RNA, 537 nt
Organism: Helobdella robusta
Lineage: Eukaryota; Metazoa; Annelida; Clitellata; Rhynchobdellida; Glossiphoniidae
Exons: 5
Coding region: 1-537 (178 amino acids)
Cellular component (GO): membrane
Source: RefSeq, a predicted model, not a curated record